AUGAGAAAACAGAAGAGAGAUCAGAGCCGCCGUGCCGGUUCCCGGGCCCGCAUCGGGCACAGCAGAGCUCGGAAUCGGCGGCUGCAGAGGGCGGGACGCCCACCCACAUGCAUAAUACAAGCGAUCCGGCGUCUCUACAGGCGCGGGAACGCCUGCGGCAAGUCUACUUUAUGGGCUCGGAUUUGUCAUAUAAUUGUCAUAUCUCCUUUUGUUUACCUAGGUGUAUUGGCCCUGUGGGCACUCAUCACACAUAUCAUGUAUGUACAAGACUUCUGGAGAACAUGGCUGAAAGGUCUUCGCUUCUUCCUCGGUAUUGGAAUUUUCUUCUUUAUCCUGGCCUUUAUAGCAUUCUUCACAUUCCUUGCACUAGCCAUAUCUAACCAUCAAUCAUUCAAGGAUCCAAAGAGUUUCUACUUGUCCUGCGUAUGGAGCUUCAUGUCCAUGAAGUGGGCCUUCCUGCUUGGCCUCUACUCGUUCCGUUACAGGAAAGAGUUUGCUGAUAUCAGCAUCCUGAGUGACUUCUGACCAGCAAAUCUCUUGUGACUGAAAGUGGAUUUUUUGUAAAUGGUCUUAACCGCAUACCAGCUCCUUGUCUGUCACCGAGUUAUUCCACGGUGACACCUGAAGGAAACGAGAUGUAAAGGGACUGAUGGAGCAUUGGGGAAUAUAGGAUGUUGCCUCCAUUCUCAUUUUAUUACAGCUCUCUUCAUCUAUAACUAGUACUUUUAAACAUUUAACUUUUUCUUUCUUAACCAAUGUUGUUCAUGGGAUUUACUAAGUAUUUUAACAGUGGUAUAGCUUACAGCUCCUGUCAGUCAAACGUAAUCAGCACAGUCACUUUAUCUCUGCUUUACCCAAAUGGAAAAAGAUUAAAAUGGUCUUGCAGUUUUAGCAUACAGGGCUUCUUUUGAUACAGUUUCCCUGAUGAGUUGUUCUUUUGGUAUCGACGCAGAUGUUUAUUUUUACUUUUUACUGGUUUUUAUGUGUUACGUUGAAUGUGCUGUAAGUGUUCAGUGUAAACACGCACAAUGAAUAUCGACUUUUUGUCUGCAAAACGCAACCCUUUUUAAUGACAUGGUUUCUUAAUAGAAGUGAAUGUAGGA
Molecule: messenger RNA, 1103 nt
Organism: Nanorana parkeri
Lineage: Eukaryota; Metazoa; Chordata; Amphibia; Anura; Dicroglossidae
Gene: SLC48A1
Product: solute carrier family 48 member 1
Exons: 4
Coding region: 1-525 (174 amino acids)
Biological process (GO): heme transport
Cellular component (GO): plasma membrane; lysosomal membrane
Molecular function (GO): heme transmembrane transporter activity; heme binding
Source: RefSeq, a predicted model, not a curated record